Saccostrea cuccullata (small rock oyster) is the source of this 2054-nucleotide messenger RNA. RefSeq lists its product as uncharacterized. The coding region runs from base 274 to 1329 and encodes 351 amino acids. NCBI's taxonomy places the organism in Eukaryota, Metazoa, Mollusca, Bivalvia, Ostreida, Ostreidae. Gene Ontology annotation, biological process: DNA recombination; DNA integration. Gene Ontology annotation, molecular function: metal ion binding; DNA binding. The transcript is spliced from 4 exons. The record is from RefSeq and is a predicted model, not a curated record.
AGUUAUCUAAUCUUGCUCACCGCUAGGGGGCAUUGCAAACAAAAACAAAAGAUCAAGUGUCACGCUGUUGGUAGCUGGAAAGUUUUUUACAGUUUUGAACUGUCAAUGUGAUGUGUUUUUCGCCUACCAGUGUGUUAAAGCUUUGAGAUAUAUAGACGGAUAACCAAGGCGGUAGCCAGGGUUAUAUUCACAGAACUUUCUGAAGGAGAGAAGGAUAGUUAUUUGUAAUCAUACCCAGGUGAAAGCUGGUUUUUUGUACUGGAAGAUCCAAACAUGUCCCAACCAAAGAAAAGACGACGAUUAAAUGAGGAGGAAGAGAAAGACAAAAUUAAAAACCUAAUGAAGGAAGUUCUGGCAGAGGCCCUUCCAGCCAUCACAGAGACUGUUGUGGCAACUGUGAAAGAAACUCUGAGGGUAACUGCAAAUAAAGAUACCUCAUCUCAGUCUAACCAGUCUAAUACUGGCAGCAAUUUGGAGGGAAUUUCCAUGUCAUCCACAUCAUCUGCAACAUUGCCUGUGACAUCAGCUGCGACAUCAUCUGUAGCGUCAUCUGCGACAUCACCUGCACCAUCACAAGAAACACUGCAAUCAUCGACUACUGAAGGUAAUAAAAAUAAGGGUACAGGGCCACUUCACAUUGGUCGUCCUUUGGGUCAAGGGAUCGAUACGAAAAUUAAGGCAAAGAUAUGGGCUGAGGAGUUCAUCCAGUUAGGAUGUCUGGUGUUCAAACAACCAUAUGCCAAGUUGGAGGCGGUGCAGGCAAGUGACAAUAGCGUCACAUUUCUUCAAAAGGAACACAAAUACUUCUUCAAAUCCUUACAACAGUGGACAGGAGCCUUCCACGUUUUUGUGGCAAUUUACUGUGAGAAGUUCCCCGAACAGGCACCAAACCUCAUGAAGUACAUGGCCACAGUCCAGAAGCUAAGUUCUGAUGUCGGGGAGAGAGCUGCAUUCCACUAUGACGAGCAAUUCAGAAAAUGGAGGGCAGAGAAUCUAGACCAGAUGCCGUGGGAGAAGAUAAACUCUGAGCUUCAUUCUGAAGCUCUGCAGAUUGGUCUAAAAUCAAAAUUGUUUCAAACAGAGGGAAAAACCAGUCGACCAAAACAAAACCAGCAGCAGCCAUUUCGUAUCAAAAACAACAAAAAGCCAUGUUUCAGCUUCAACAACAAUGCGGGACAGUGUGCAAGAUCAAACUGCGAGUAUGCACACAUAUGCAGUAAAUGUUUUGGAGACCACAACAAAAAAGACUGCCGACUUCCAGACAACAACAAGAAACCUAAUCACUCAAACACAAAGCCAGCAAAUACCCAAACUCCAUUCAAGAAGUAAUGUUGUGACUCCUAUUCGUGUAAAGACAUUGGCAGUUUGGCUCCAAAAUUUUAAUCAGGAAAAAAGACAAUACCUCAUAGAUGGUUUCACAAAUGGUUUCAGAAUUCCUUAUCAUGGAGACAGAAAAUUUAGGUUUAGUGAAAAUCUCAAAUCUGCGAAGGAAAAUAUAGACAUUCUGCAGCAAAAAAUUGACAUAGAAGUUAAAAAGGGACGAGCAGCAGGCCCAUUUACAUUAGAUAAAUUGCCAUUCAAAAAUUUACAAGUUUCUCCCCUAGGAUUAGUUCCUAAACAAACACCAGGUGAAUAUAGAAUAAUACAUCACCUUUCUUAUCCGGACGGCUCUUCAAUAAAUGAUGGCAUUGGUAAAGAAGAUUCGGCAGUUUCCUAUCAAACAGUAGAUGACGCCAUUAAACUUAUUCAGCAUUUUGGGAAAGGAGCUCUGUUAGCAAAAACUGACAUUGAAAACGGUUACAAAAACAUUCCAAUUCACCCUUCUGAUCAUGAACUUUUUGGAUUUGCCAUUGGUGAUUACUUCUACUAUGAUAAAACAUUACCUAUGGGUUUAAGCUUUGCCUGUAAUCUAUUUGAAAAAUUUUCUACAGCAAUUCAUUGGGUGGUGAACGAAAAAUUAAAAAUUGAAGGAUGUGUCCAUUUGUUGGAUGAUUUCCUGUUGGUUGGUCCACCAUGUAUGGAAUCCUGUAAUGGCCAACUAAAAUUAUUUUUGA